UAUUUCUACUAUCUUCCUGUACUCCAUUCUCUCUCAUUCCUUCAACAGUGAAGCAAAUCUCUACAUGUUCUUUCUCUCUUUUCUUCCUUUUUAUCUCCUCUACAGCACCAGAAUUAUACAAGGAACUAAACAAAGGGAAGACACAAGGUAUCACUGUCUACCCCACGCUAUAUAUGUCCCCUCCAUUUCUGUGAUACAAGCGCCAGCUAAUUCCUCCAUACCCGGACAUUUUUUUCAGGAACCCAUUGCUUGGUUCUUUGUUCUUUUUUUUUUUGGAGGGGUUUCUGCAGCGUCCAUCUGGGCUUGGUGUACUUUUGUAUGACGAUUGAGCUGGCGAGGCAGAAGAGAAGAAAGGGGUCUAUGAACAGAAGAAGCCGGAAACUAAUGCUGAGUCCAGUUCAGAAUCUGUAUGAGACCUGCAGCGAAGUGUUUGCUGAUGGAAAGGCUGGCUUUGUUCCGCCCCCGAAGGAUAUCGAGCGGCUGAAAUCAGUUCUGGAUAACCUGAAACCGGAGAAUGUCGGCCUGUCAGCAGACAUGCCAUAUUUCAGGGCAACUGGAUCCGACGAAGUUCCUCCUCUAGUGACAUACCUACAUAUCUAUGAAUGUGAUAAAUUCUCGAUUGGGAUCUUCUGCUUGCCGCCAUCUGGUGUUAUUCCCCUUCAUAAUCAUCCAGGCAUGACUGUUUUCAGUAAGCUCCUCUUUGGGUCGAUGCACAUCAAAUCAUAUGAUUGGGUGGCCGAUGUUCCGUACAGCAAGAACCAGAAUACACACCAUGAGGACUUGGCAGCACUCCAGCAUGAACCCCGGUUAGCCAAGGUUCAUGCUGACUCUGAUCUGACUGCACCUUGCAAAACCUCAGUUCUCUAUCCAAAUGCAGGAGGCAACAUGCACUGCUUCACAGCAUUGACUCCAUGUGCCAUGUUAGAUGUGCUGGGUCCACCCUACUCCGAUGAUGAAGGCCGCCACUGUACAUACUACAAUGAUUUUCCUUAUGCCACAUUUUCAGGAGAUACGGGAUCAUUACAAGCAGAGGAGAUGGAAGGAUGUGGGUGGCUUAAAGAAAUGGAGAAACCCGAGAGCUUUGUCGUGGUUGGAGCAAUGUAUAGAGGCCCACAGUUUGUGGAGAAUUGACUUUACUUGCCUUCCCAGGCACCUUGUAAAUGGCUGCGGUCUUUUCUGUUGUGAUGGAACUUUACCCUCGCAUAGGCUCUAGUGUAGAUGCCCAACUAAAGCGAAAAGUGACAUCCAAAAUAGAUUGUAGGGAGCUUGUCAUCUUUAUGGUUCUUUUACGUAGAUUAUUACCUUGUUCUUUUGUUGCUGGCCCUUGUCGUUAAUAGAAGUUUGCAUAUCAAUCUCUCUUGUCCUGGUUUGAGAUGGGAGUUUGGUUGUUUAAUUGCUUUUUUCAACACCCCUGUUUUGGUCCCAUAAUGGGAUUUCAUUUUGGAGUAACAGAGCAAUACACUAGGCAAGCGCCAGCACAUGAACUAUUCAUUUCAUACUUUGUUGUUAAUA
This is a messenger RNA of Vitis riparia (riverbank grape), 1512 nucleotides long. Its product is annotated as plant cysteine oxidase 2-like. The record is from RefSeq and is a predicted model, not a curated record. Gene Ontology annotation, molecular function: oxidoreductase activity, acting on single donors with incorporation of molecular oxygen, incorporation of two atoms of oxygen. Lineage: Eukaryota; Viridiplantae; Streptophyta; Magnoliopsida; Vitales; Vitaceae. The transcript is spliced from 5 exons. The coding region runs from base 319 to 1131 and encodes 270 amino acids.